Molecule: messenger RNA, 1681 nt
Organism: Mytilinidion resinicola
Lineage: Eukaryota; Fungi; Ascomycota; Dothideomycetes; Mytilinidiales; Mytilinidiaceae
Product: proline iminopeptidase
Exons: 5
Coding region: 17-1402 (461 amino acids)
Biological process (GO): proteolysis
Molecular function (GO): peptidase activity
Source: RefSeq, a predicted model, not a curated record
ACCACCUGCAUCAACCAUGGCUAUGGUAAACGCCGCCAAGAUCCUUUCUCAGAAGACCUAUCAAGUCCCAGGGAAGCUUAAGAUCACCGAGCACUUCUUUGAAGUCCCACGCGAUUACAGCAAUCCCUCAUCAGGUCCCCUCCAGCUGUUCGCUCGCAGCUGUCAGAAACAUGAGAAACCAGCCUCUGGCCCGGACCCCGAAGCCGACAAGAAGAGCGCUCAGCUCCCGUGGCUAGUGUACCUCCAAGGCGGUCCCGGUUUCGAGUGCGGCUCUCCGCAAAACAGCGCCUGGACGAAUGCUGUCCUCGACAAAGGCUAUCAAGUCCUAUGUCUUGACCAACGUGGGACAGGCCUAAGCAGUCCGCUUUGCGCGUCCUCCCUUGGCCUUAGAGGCGAUGAGAACGUCCAGGCUAAGUACAUGAAGUCGUUUCGCGCGGACAGUAUCGUCAAAGAUUGCGAAGCCAUACGCAAGGCGUUGACGAAAGACUUCGAGGGGGGUGAAGAGAAGAAGAAGUGGACUGUCAUGGGCCAGAGCUUUGGCGGGUUCUGUGCUGUCACGUACUUGAGUUUCUUCCCUGAGGGACUGCGAGAGGUGUUCCUGUUUGGUGGACUGCCGCCUAUGGUGGAUAAGCCAGAUGAGGUGUAUAAGAGGCUGUACAAGAGAGUCACGGAGCGGAAUGAGGCGUAUUAUCGGAAGUAUCCGGAGGAUGUGAAGCGCGUGAAGGCGAUUGUCAAGUUGCUGCAAAGGUUUGGUGACAGUACGGUCAGAACUCCGAGUGGUGGAAGCUUGAGCGCGAGGAGGUUUCAGAAAAUGGGGCUACUGUUUGGACGUCAUGGUGGAAUUGACGGAGUCCAUGAAAUCGUACUCCGCGCGUCCACCGAUCUCGACCAGGUCGGACACCUAACGCGUGGGACCGUCUCCGCAAUUGAGCAGACUGAUUCCUUCGACGACAACAUCAUCUACUCUAUGCUACAUGAGCCAGUAUACUGUCAGGGACAACCGUCCAACUGGUCCGCCGAACGUCUCUUGCCCGCAUUCCCUCAAUUCGCGCUCACGACCCCCGGCCCCAUUCACUUCACUGGCGAAAUGAUCUAUCCGUUCAUGUUCGACACGUACGCUGAGCUGGCCAAACUCUCUCACGUCGCACAUAAGCUCGCCGCUGAUCCGGACUGGCCUGCACUCUACGACUUGGACCAGCUCGCGAAGAACGAGGUUCCGGUAUACGCGGCGGUGUACUUGAACGACAUGUACGUUGAUUAUGAUCUGAGCGUUGAUACAGCAAGCAGGAUCAAGGGAUGUGAGACCUUUGUGACGAAUGCGCUGUACCACAACGCGGUGCGGGCGAAGGUGGAUGAUGUGUUGAAGGGAGUGUGGGCGUUGAGGGAUGAUGUGAUCGAUUAGGCGGGGUUCUUUACUUCUGUAGAAGUCAAGCUAACGGAAAAUAAGGCUUGAAGCUUUAUCAGUUCCAAUCAAGGCUAUAUAAAAAGCAUCAAGUAGUACCUGUACCUUACUGGUGGAAAGUCUGUGCUGUCAUUCGCUGGGCAAAACUCAUCAGCCGCAGGAGGCUUGGCUUGCACAGCCACUUGUACGUGGAACUGCGGACAGCGGACAAGCAAGGCUGCAAGGCAACCAUACUUCACGCUUGAAGGACCUUCUCCCAUUCCCAUCUCAACAUCAACA